This is a messenger RNA of Striga asiatica, 969 nucleotides long. The record is from the annotation of a GenBank genome assembly. Lineage: Eukaryota; Viridiplantae; Streptophyta; Magnoliopsida; Lamiales; Orobanchaceae.
AUGACCCUUUUCUUGUUUUUCCGUUCACUAUCGAGCCGUGCUGCGAGGAAGCUUCCGGAAGCUCCUGUGCAGACGAAUGAGGAAUUUAGUUUCGAGACGGGCCCUAAGGAGGAGCUGAGGCCUCCAUCUCCCAUGCGUUCGUUCACUGAAGCUGAGGUGCUUUCGACAGUGAUGAAGAAGCUUGGAGAGCUCGAGGAGAAAGUGGGGUUGUUGGAAUCGAGGCCUUCUGCAAUGCCGUGCGAGAAAGAGGAGCUACUCAAUGCUGCCGUUUAUCGGGUGGAUGCUCUCGAAGCUGAGUUGAUUGCCACCAAAAAGAUCUUAGCUAUGUUUUCUAGAGCUGACAUUAAGGGGUUACCUUAUAGGGCUGUUGAAUUUCAUAGACGUCGCUGUGGGGACGAACAUAUCAUAAUAUUCAUGACCAAUCACAAAGAAAAGCUCGACCCGGCCCUUUUACGGCCCGGUCGCAUGGAUGUCCAUAUCCACAUGUCCUACUGUACUUCAUGUGGCUUCCAAUUGUUGGCAAAAAACUACCUACACCUGCUUAUGCCCAAAGCCGAGUCACUAAUAGCUUCAACCAAAGUAACCCCAGUUGAAGUUGGCGAACAGCUUUUGAAAUGUGACGAUCCUACAAAUUCGCUCGAGGGCCUUAUUAAGUUCAUCGAGCAACAAAAGCUAAACUUGGAUGUGACUAAUGGCGUUGAGUCGAACUUGGAGACUGGUCUCGGUUUUGACGGGCUUAAUAGAAUCUUGAAGAAAGCUAAAGAAGCUCCUGAGGAGAUGAGUAAAAGGAUACUUAAGAAAGAUGAGGCUGCUAAUGCCUUGAAAAUCUUGAUUGAGUUUCUUGAGGAGAUUGGAGCUAAGAUUGUGGUGCGAGUUUCGAAUCUUCUGCUGCGUUUGUCUUGGAAUCUGGUAAACAAGAUGAGAUCGAAACUGAAGUGUGAAAUGAGAAUGGUGAGAUUUUGGUUUUGA